AUGCUGAAGAUGAACGUCGAUGGCUCUUUCAAAUGUCAAGAUGCAUGUGGAGGCUGGGGAUAUGUGAUUAGAGAUGAUCUGGGAGCUAUCAUCCAAUCAGGCUGGGGUCGUAAAGACUUCGCCUGCAGUCCGUUACAUAUGGAGCUUUUGGCGUGUCUUCAGGGACUCGGUGCGGCGGUGCAGCUUGGCAUUCAGGACCUGGAACUGGAGACCGAUGCGAAGCAAGUUGUUGAUGCAAUCAAGGGAAAUGACUUCAGACUUUCCUUGGUUGGAGGCCUCGUGCAUGAAGUGAAGGAGUUCCGAGGUAGUUCUGUGCUUCUAAAAGGUUUAUCUCAAGCUCAGAGUUUGGUGUUGAUUUCUGCACCCAACCAGAUUACUUUCAAAAGUGAUUUGAGAUGGUGCCCUAUGUUUAGCAAUUUAAAGACCUUGUUGCUCAAUGACUACUGGUGUACACCUGACGAUUUCAGUGCAUUAGCUUGUAUUCUUGAAUACUCACCAGUUCUUGCGAAGCUUACACUUGAACUCUUUUCUGAGGGGCCUAAGUAUAAAGUGGAAAUGAAAGGAAGGUGCAAUUUGAUGGAGAGAUCAGCUAAAAUUUCAGAAAACCUUAACAUUGUUGAAGUGAAAUGUCAAGUUGUUGAUGAGAGAGUUCUCGAAGUUUUGAAGUUCCUGUGCACCUUUAACAUAAGUUUCACUUUCUGA
Miscanthus lutarioriparius is the source of this 702-nucleotide messenger RNA. Lineage: Eukaryota; Viridiplantae; Streptophyta; Magnoliopsida; Poales; Poaceae. The record is from the annotation of a GenBank genome assembly.